GAGAUAUUUAUAAAAGUGCACGAUAUUACAUUUGAUACGCCGAUCUUGCUAAGGCAGCAUGCUUUUUUCUCAAUGCGCAUGCGCAAGAAAUCAAAACACAAUUGAACACAUGGUAUGGAACAUUGGCAUUUCGAUCGCGCUUAACGUGGUGCACACGAAACGUUGAUUGUAAAGAAAAAUGGCAUGUCCCUAUAAUGAAAGUCGUGUCGAGCUUGGAUUUGCCGAGAAAACUAAUUCAUGGCAAUUGAGAUCAAAGUUUUUCCCGUCGAAGUUCGGUGGCAAGCCAGCAUGGUUAGCGCUCAAAAAACUACCGAGAACCCUAAUAUGCUUCUGUGGAGAACCUCUUACAUUUAUUCUACAGGCAUAUGCUCCUGUUGAUGAUCAUCCUACGGCAUUUCAUCGCACGCUAUUUAUUUUUGGUUGUCAACCGUGUGUGGAUAAAAAGAAACCCGAUUCGAUUGUAGUUUUCCGUUCGCAGUUGGGUCUCGUCAAUGAUUUCUACCCCGAUGUACCUGCAGUCGAAGUCGAGGAGGGAUCUGAAUCGCCUUCGGCUGCCGAUUUCCAACUGCUUUGUUGCGUUUGUGGUUGUCCUGGCCCUCAGAUGUGUUCAUUAUGCAAACAACGCAACUAUUGUUCUAAGCAACACCAAAUCCUUGACUGGAAGAAGGCUCACAAGUUUGUAUGCGUUGGUGUGAAAAAAUCAGAUAAUGAGCCAGGUGCCGGAAGGGAUAACAGACAACAAGCACCUCAGAUUACCGAUAACGCGGAGGAUGUCCAAUUGGAAUCCAUGGAAAUUGAUCAAGCCAACACAGUGGACAUUGAUGAGUUGGCUACUCGAAUGAGUGCUCAGAGCUGUCUUGGAAAAAGUGACUUUACGGGGUUGGAUAGCGAAGAUCAUUCAUUACUAAAAGUUGACUGGGAAACAUCAGUGGGGAGUGGACAAAAUGGGAUGCAGACCUUCACAAAACCGUCAACCGAGAGUAAUUCAAAAGACACUUUUGCAAAGACGAGGAAGAAAAGGGAAAAACCCGCGAAGGACUACCUACACAAAGGGAUCCUGCCCGAGUUCGAUAUUGAAAUGGAGCCAGAGGAGAUCAUGGAGAAUGAAGAAAAGAAUGAUACGCAGCAGGACCUAACCAAGUACCUCGAAGGCCUUGACAAAGACAGCAUAGCUUGCAUGAAGGAAAUGGCACACUGUAAUGAGAAAGAUCUCAAGGAAAUUGAAAAUAUAUCAAAAAGUUUUAAUGACAAAGCUUAUAAACGGUUCAAGAAAAUUGUCGACCAUUAUCCUGAGCAGAUAAUAAGAUAUUGCAAAGCUGGGAAGCCCCUAUGGGUUUCAAGCCAAGACCUACCGAAGCAGGUGCCAUCUUGCGAACUUUGCGGGUCUCCUAGAAUAUUUGAAUUUCAGGUAAUGCCACAUGCUUUAAAUAUAGCAAAGAAUGAUCUGUUAGACUGGGGAACCUUGGCAGUCUAUACCUGUGCGAAGAAUUGCAACACGGACGAGUACGUGAAGGAGUUUGUACACAGACAAGACUUCAGUCAAUAAAGGUAUAACACAAAAGCUAAGUUAUUAAAACGCCCGUUGGUACUCCUUGUGAUUAGUGACUUGUAAACUGAUUUAAAUUGUUAAAAGAAAAAAUGAAUACUGAAAAUAAAUACUGUUUUGAAAUAUAUGACAUUUGUAUUUAUUCUACCUCAAUUAUUGUCUUUGCUUCUCGAUUUUUAUUUCAGUUCGUUGCUUAAAACUACUUAAGACUACAAUUUACCUAUUUAUCGCUAUUUAACAAUUACGAUUCAUAUCGGAAGACCAUGUCAUAAAGACUUGUUUUUGAAAGAAAUAUCAAAGCUUUUGAACUUUUGGAAAAUUUUCAUCUAAACUGGGCUCAAAAUCAUCACUAGAAUGUGUUGUAUUUUCACACAUCAUAUUUGUCUUAAUUUGAUUCAUGUAAUGCCUUUUCGACUGAUCUAAAUGGCUAUAACAUCAUACAGGCAUUUAAAAAAAAAUAAAAUGCAAAGUACAAAUUAGCAGAAAUCACCGAUGUAUUAACGGCUCAUUGAAUAUUUUUGGCUUAUAACACAUAUUGUAAUAUAGUCAAACGUGCAAUUAUGCAUUAUUCACUAGAGUUAUUAUCAAAAAAAAAGAAUUCAAAAGGUUCAAGCGACAAACUUUGCGGGCUUUCCCUACCCACGCCCCUAUAGCACUUCAAAAGCUCUUGUGCAGUAUACACUUCUAACGUUGUAAUUCAUUAGCUUUUUAUAUCCAUAAUUAAUAAUCGUCAACAACGGCUAUUCUUCACAAGGACCCUUUCGGGCUUGCAUUUGACACAGAUUGUCCUAACCAUUGCACGCAAAAUUCUGAUCAACCUAACCGAAAGCACAUAAAAGCCAGUAGCCAUUACAUGUUCGUGAGAUGCCUGAAUAUCUUUCUCUUCUAAUUAAGUAUACAUUUACUAUUUCAGCACUUUGCUACGUUCCUUGAUCACGAAUGAACGCUACUAAGACUAGAAUUAAAUUUUUCUAAUAAUUUUUCUAAUAAAAGAAAAAAAUUUAUACUUAGCUUAUUCGGAACCUGAUGUUUAGCAUAUAACAUGUAAAUGUUAUUGUGAUAUUAAAAUAGAACAAGAGAAGGAGCUCAUUUUAGUUUCUAUUAAAUGAACAUUAUUGCUUUCAUUACUAAUCUUGUGAUGAUAGAAAACUUAGGUAACCAAUAAUAGUAUUCUCUUUUAAUUAAAUGUAAUAGUAAAGUAUAACUAGAAAAGUCAUAUGCUUGUAGAGCGUACAUCUAAGCGACUUUUUGUCCAGAAAGUGUUCUGGAUAUGUCUUACAUGUAUUGUUUUCAUAUUCUUCCUACAAGUACAUUACAGUAUGAUUUACCAUUGCUGCAUGCGUUUAAAUCUUACACAACCAACACUAGAGAGUUCUAUCUGUAAACGUACGAUGGCAUGUACGCUCACAUUAUUACUGAAAAGGUCGCCAAAACAUCAGAUAAUCUAUUAUCAAAAAGCCUGCUCUAAAUUAAGGCUUGCAUCUACUAAAGUGAGCAUUUUUGGAUGAGCCAGUUAAAAAUUAUUAAAUUUGAGCUAGCUGAGGAAAUCGAAUUUCACUGGGAUCCACAUGGCUUAUGCAGGAAGUGUUCAUUGGAUCGAAGCUCUAUAUAUCACCUAUUAGCGAAAUCCUUAUUCCUAAUAAUCGACGAA
Messenger RNA from Varroa destructor (honeybee mite), 3197 nucleotides. RefSeq names its product uS5 assembly chaperone PDCD2-like. Gene Ontology annotation, cellular component: nucleus; cytoplasm. The record is from RefSeq and is a predicted model, not a curated record. Lineage: Eukaryota; Metazoa; Arthropoda; Arachnida; Mesostigmata; Varroidae.